UACUGGACGGGUCAGUCGAACAGAUGCAAUGACUUGGCCGAUCGCUCGGCAAACCGCUGGCUAGAGCCUCCCGCCUUCUAGGACUAUGUCUGUCCGGUACUCUUUUCUCGGCUCGCGGCACUUGGUGAGCCAAUGAAGGCGACGAAAGAAGUAUAACAGAGCAUUCUUAUUCGCCAAAACCGAAACAAGCCUUGCAGUCAAGAGUCAGGAGAUGAACCGAUUGGCGACAGUAUCGGGUCCUGUAAAGAGCAAGCGGCUCGACAUGAUAUGCCGGGAUCAACGAGUGCUGAUGAGGGAGACGUCUGCGUGGUCUUAAAACAGUAUGAAGUUCCUCUCCACAGGCCUGGCCCUUGUCGGGCUGGCUGAAGCUGGCCUUCGCUUCCCCUGCUCAACCCUGACCUUCCAGCGGCUCGACCCCGUUGUCGAGCCCGGCAACAACCCAUCGGCGCAUCUGCACCACAUCGUCGGUGGCAAUGCCUUCAACGCGACCAUGACGGGCGACGUCGGCGAGCGGGCCACAUGCACGACCUGCCAGAUGGCCGAGGACUUCUCCAACUACUGGACGGCCGUGCUCUACUUCAAGCACCCCAACGGCUCGUACCACCGCGUGCAACCGGCGCCGGUCCAGCCGCUCCUCGGCGGCUCGAACGGUGCCCAGGGCGGCAUCACCGUCUACUACACGCAGUUCGACCUCACCCGGGACAACCUCAAGCAGCAGCCGGUCAAGUCCUUCCCGCCGGGCUUCCGGAUGACGGUCGGCAGCCCAACCGUCACGGGCAAGCCCCAAACCGGCAUCCGCUACCAGUGCCUGACGGGCCAGAACCGCGGUCCCGAGAUGCCCGAUUUCCCGGCCAAGCCCUGCAGCGGCGGCAUCUUUGUGACCCAGCACUUCCCAGCAUGCUGGGACGGCAAGAACCUCGACAGCCCGGACCACCAGUCGCACAUGUACAACACGAUCCGGUACGACGGCUUCAUGAACGCCGGGCCGUGCCCGUCGUCGCACCCGGUGCGCAUGCCGCAGGUGACGUACGAGACCGUCUGGGACACGACCAAGUUCAACAGCAUGUGGCCGUCGGGCGCGCCCAACCCGUUCGUGUGGAGCUUCGAGGGCACCGCGGGGGGCAGCCACGCUGACUACAUGUUCGGUUGGAAGGGCGAUGCGCUGCAGCGCGCCAUGGACAAGUCCGAGUGCUUCUACGACGGCUGCGGGUCUAUCAAGAAGCAGGCCAUGACGAUUGCCAACACGUGCACGGUCAAGGACAUGGUGGGCGAGAAGACUGAUGGCUGGGCUAAGGCGCUUCCUGGAAAGGCAUAGAAGAUGUUAUAGGUCUGGUCUUAGGAGGCAAGUUUGUGAACUUACGGUAACGGGGUGUGGUCUGUGUUGAUGUCCUUCUUCUUUCUCCUGAUUUUCUCAGCGGAAUCCGGCCAACUCGCGUCGUACAGCACUAUCUCACUCGUUGAGAACCUUGAGGAUAACAAUAGCUGGCAUCGAUAUCUGAGUAUUAGUUCGAAUCGACUUCCACUACUACUUCAA
Molecule: messenger RNA, 1534 nt
Organism: Chaetomium strumarium
Lineage: Eukaryota; Fungi; Ascomycota; Sordariomycetes; Sordariales; Chaetomiaceae
Exons: 7
Coding region: 323-1315 (330 amino acids)
Source: RefSeq, a predicted model, not a curated record